Messenger RNA from Myxocyprinus asiaticus (Chinese sucker), 4523 nucleotides. RefSeq names its product ATP-binding cassette sub-family D member 3-like. NCBI's taxonomy places the organism in Eukaryota, Metazoa, Chordata, Actinopteri, Cypriniformes, Catostomidae. The transcript has 23 exons. Gene Ontology annotation, cellular component: peroxisomal membrane; peroxisome. Gene Ontology annotation, biological process: very long-chain fatty acid catabolic process; long-chain fatty acid import into peroxisome; peroxisome organization. The record is from RefSeq and is a predicted model, not a curated record. The coding region runs from base 141 to 2114 and encodes 657 amino acids. Gene Ontology annotation, molecular function: ATP hydrolysis activity; ABC-type transporter activity; ATP binding.
GUGUGUGUGUGCGUGCGUACGCGCGUGCCCCCAGAAGCUUCACGUUAAAAGUCUCAAGUUGAAAAUAAAAAGGAGGAGGACUGCAGAAGCGUGGGCCCUUCACUGCCCGCCGUCGCUUCCUGAUUGGUUUUACAGUGAACAUGGCGGCUGUUAGUAAGUAUCUGACAGCCGGCAGUUCCUCAGUCGCAGGUGCUAUGCUGUUUGCCGUGUACGUUUUAAAACAGAGACUGUCUACGGAAAGCAAUGGAGAGAAGAAGGCUUCAGAACUACUGUUUAACAAUAAUAAGGAUGGCAAGACAGACAAGGCUGCAGUGGACAAGGUGUUCUUUAGGCGCAUUGGGCAUAUCAUGAAAAUCCUGAUGCCACAUACCUUUUCUAAAGAGUCGGGAUAUUUGCUUCUGAUUGCUGUCAUGCUUAUGGCCCGAACCUACUGCGAUGUCUGGAUGAUCCAUAACGGGACCAUGAUUGAAAGUGCAAUUAUUGGACGUUCAACAACCACUUUCAGAAGAUACUUGCUCAACUUUAUCACAGUUAUGCCUUUUAUAUCACUAGUGAAUAAUUUCUUGAAGCUGGGACUCGAUAAGCUGAAGCUGUGCUACAGAGUGAGACUUACCAGUCACCUUUACAAUGAGUACUUGACGGGGUUCACAUACUACCAAAUUGGCAAUUUGGACAACCGCAUUGCUAACCCUGACCAGCUGAUAACUCAAGAUGUAGAGAAGUUCUGUAACAGUGUUGUGGAUCUCUAUUCCAAUGUCAGCAAGCCUCUACUGGACAUAUUGAUCUACAUCUGCAAACUGAACACAUCCAUUGGUGCACUUGGCCCUGCUACUUUGCUGAGCUAUCUGGUCUUCUCUGGUCUCAUUCUGACGAGACUGCGCAGGCCCAUUGGCAAGAUGACUGUAACAGAGCAGAGGUAUGAGGGGGAGUACAGAUAUGUCAACUCUCGUCUCAUCACUAACAGUGAAGAGAUUGCGUUCUACAACGGGAACAGGAGAGAAAAGCAAACAAUUAAUGGAACCUUUCAAAAACUGGUUGACCACUUGAGUCGCUUCAUACAUUUCCGUUUCUCGAUGGGUGUCAUGGACAGCAUAAUAGCCAAAUAUAUAGCCUUGGUGGUGGGCUACCUGGUUAUUAGCCGGCCCUUCCUGGACCCCACAAACAAGCGGCAUCUUAACAGCACAUACUCUGAGCGGCUUGAGGACUACUACCAGACCGGGCGGAUGUUGAUGAGUUUGGCACAGGCCUUGGGAAGGAUUGUCCUUGCAGGCAGAGAGAUGACCAGAUUGUCCGGGUUCACUGCACGGAUCACAGAAAUUCAGGAGGUUCUUAAAGAGCUGAAUUCAGGCAGAUAUGAACGGACCAUGAUCUCACAGCGAUCCAAAGACACUCCAGUUGAGAAAAUCCCUCUCAUCCCUGGGAGAGGAGAAAUCAUCAUUGCAGACAACAUAAUCAAGUUUGAACACAUACCUUUAGCGACGCCCAAUGGUGACAUUCUCAUCCGUGACUUAACCUUUGAGGUGUCAUCUGGGACAAAUGUGUUGGUCUGUGGUCCCAAUGGCUGUGGAAAGAGUUCACUUUUCAGAGUGCUGGGAGAGCUUUGGCCCCUGUGUGGAGGACGCCUCACAAAACCAGAGCGAGGGAAGCUGUUCUAUGUUCCUCAGAGGCCAUACAUGACAUUGGGUUCCCUUAGAGAUCAAGUGAUUUAUCCUGAUACAAAUGAAGACCAAAAAAAGAAAGGAACAUCUGAUCAGGUGCUGAGGGAAUACCUGGACAAUGUCCAGCUGGGGCAUAUCCUGGACAGAGAGGGCAGCUGGGAGAGUGUGCAAGACUGGAUGGAUGUCCUCAGUGGAGGGGAGAAGCAGAGGAUGGCUAUGGCUCGCCUGUUCUACCACAAGCCCCAGUUUGCUAUUCUGGAUGAGUGCACCAGUGCAGUCAGUGUUGAUGUGGAGGACUUCAUCUACAGCCACUGCAGAAAGGUUGGCAUCACACUGUUCACAGUCUCCCAUAGGAAAUCACUGUGGAAGCACCACAAGUAUUACUUGCACAUGGAUGGAAGAGGAAACUACGAGUUUAAACCCAUUACACAGGAAACCGUGGAGUUUGGCUCAUAAUGUUGACAUGGGCCUUAAACAUGAGCCAAUUUGUGUGUAAAUUGAUUUUCAGUUGAUGUUCAGCAAUUGAAAUCAACUGAAUUUAAUGCAACAGUUUUCAUAAGAACAGUUUUACAAACAAUUUACACAAAAAUGAUCUGCUUGUGUUUUAUGAUUAAGGGCCAUUGGUACUAAAUGUCUGGACUUGAUGCAGUUAACACCAUGUAACAAAAUAGUUUUUUUUUUGGUUCCUGGUUAGUAAGUGUUAUUUCCACCUCAAAAGUAUAGAAAUUGGCUAUUAUUCCCCAUAAACUUUGCUUUUGCGACCAGGACAGUGAUAUUUUGGAAUGUACCUAUUUUCUAGAACAUUCCAGAUAGAUUCAGUGCUGAGUAAACUUGGAGUAACUUCUAGAACAUUCUAGAACGUUCCAGUAAUAUAAAAUUAUAAAUACAGGGGCCUUAAGCCCACCAGUUCAGUUUAGUUCCAGCUGCCUAAGUGGAUACAUAUCUGCAUUUUCUGAGAUGGCAUCAAGAGGCUGCAAGCAUCAGGCAGACACAUUUUGCUAUGUCUGCAGGCAAUUUAUCAAGACAAGAGCAAAAAAGUACUCCGUGGAAGCAUCUGCUAAGAUGUGUGAGGCCUGUAAGGCAUAUUUCGGCAUGCCUGUCAGGGAUCAAGACAAACCCUGGGCACCUCAUUUCACCUGCGAGCACUGCAAAAAAACGCUGGAAGAUAAGAUGGACAAUUGUUGCUCAGAAUUUUAUGUUAUAAAAUGUGUUAAUUUUUAAAAUGGUAAAAGUUUUUAAUUUUAAAAUGUUUUACAAUUUUCAAUGUUAUUGAAAAAAUAUAACAUAUAUGAAAAAUGUUGCGAGAAUCUCUUACACACUAGACAUGGGUGAAAUAAAUGUAUAUUUUGUAGGAUGGUACAGAGGGGAAAAGAGUGCCAUGAAGUUCGCUGUCCCAAGAAUUUUGCAGGAACCCACUGACCACUCAAGCAACUGCUACUUCUGCAUAGUGGACCCUUCCAAACUUCGGACUGGCAAGCAUGCACCUGCUAUCUCGUAUCCGGACCUUCCUUCAUCCAUCGCCCCGGUGCCACACUGCCAUGAGCUCCCAGUACCCACUCCUCUGGAGAGAGAGCAGCCGUCUUAUGAAGAGAGCAGCAAGUCAGAGAGCAAGGAAGACGUUGUAGAUCCAGAUGACAAUUUCUGAGGUGGAGCUGAGGAGAGAAACCCAUACUUCCCCAACCAAAAAGACCUCAACAACUUGAUUAGAGAUCUUGGUCUCACCAAGUUCAGUGCCGAGCUUUUGACGUCUAGGCUCAAGCAUUGGAACUUGUUGGAUGAAAGUGUGCAAGUCGCAGAUCAGAGGAAGCGUCACCAACCUUUUAUCAGCUUCUUCACCCGUCAACAUCCUGCUUCUGCCACAAUGUGACCAGUCUGUUCGAGGCAGUCGGAAUCGCCUGUGACCAGAAUGAGUGGCGCCUCUACAUUGACAGCUUAUCCAGGAGUCUCAAAGCCAUGCUGCUCCAUAAUGGUAACAAGUACCCGUCUCUUCCCCUGACUCACUCGGUGCACCUCAAAGAGGAUUACAACAGCAUCAAGACCUUGCUGGACGCCUUGAAGUAUGAUGAGUACAUUUGGGGGCUGAUUCGUGAAAGUGAUUUACAGUAUAAUUGUAAAUCUCGAAAAACUACUCACUUCUAAAUCUUUUGUAGUCAUUUUUGUAUUACUUUAGUAUAAAUACAUGUUAAUUUGGAUUCAUAUGUUGUUUUUUUCUGACUUUAUGUGAACAAAAAGACACAAAUUCGCCCGUUUUCUCAUUGGAAAUAGGUACAUUUCAAAAUAUCACUGUCCUGGUCACAAAAGCAAAGUUUGUGGGUAAUAAUAGCCAUUUUCUAUACUUUUGAGGCAUAAGCAAUUAGGAAAUAACACUUACUACCCAGGAACAAAAACUGUGUUACAGAGUGUAAUCAUUCUGUACUCCAUGGAAUUCUUCUUUCUUUAUAUAAUGUAAGACAUUUUUGUUCAAAUAACUUUACCUCGUUUUAGGGGAAGGAUUGAAACUAUAUCUCUUAGGGAGAGGUACUGUGCAUUAUCUGAAAAGAUUUUUGUAUGGAAUAAGAUUAGGUUUGAUAUCUGUUUUAAGAAUCAAACAUUUGUAAGUAAAAGAUGUUUUAUGUUGGUCCUUGAUUGUAUUUGUAGAGUGAAACUGGAAUAUUUAAGUCACUGGGUCUGGGCCAUUUUGUCAUCAUUGUCCUGAACAUAUUGUUGCAUGCCAUUGGUGUAGUUAUGAGCUCACCUUAUCUUCAUGUUAGCUGUAUUAUUUUAGUGUAACAGGCUGUAUUUGUAAAUGUUAUUUUAUGGGAAAUUUGUUUUAGACAAUAAAUAAUCUUGCCUAACAAGAGUAUUUAUACCCUUUACUAAAAAAAA